Molecule: messenger RNA, 666 nt
Organism: Suillus paluster
Lineage: Eukaryota; Fungi; Basidiomycota; Agaricomycetes; Boletales; Suillaceae
Exons: 1
Coding region: 112-396 (94 amino acids)
Source: RefSeq, a predicted model, not a curated record
AUCUGUCUCAGGUGAUGUUUCAUAGAUUGUAUACCUCUUCUGUUAUCUUGGGAUUCUCUUGCCGUCUGGGUACCCUUGCCGUGUGCGUAUGUUUUCGCGUUUCUCGCCCUUAUGUUUCUCACCGCCGUUGCAUUGUCGUAUUUGUUGUGCGGUAGGUGUACCUCAUGCAGAGGACUACCAUACGACCAGGACUCCUGCCACCGCGCCAGGACCCGGCACCCACUCCAGACCUCUUUGCUCCAUCUUCCCCUCCAACACAUGCAACCGUCCGCAGUUAUACUAAAGAUGGAUGCAAGGUGGCAUAGACACGACGAGAACCUGCACCCGAACUCCCCACUACGGCGGGCUCCACUUCGUCCGGACUUGAUGCUCACCCUUUCACGAUCAUUUCGUUGAGGACGAGUCUGAAUGGCCGGUCUUGGCGCAAGUCUGCGCAUACCCUAGGCCUACGUCUAUGUCAAAGUCUUAGUGCAUGCCCGGCACGGUUUGCGGAGCGUGGAGUCCCCAGCAUGCAGCUGACAUGCGCCUCAGUUGUAAAUUUGUACGAAGUCACGCAGAGUUGCGCGCGUCCUAUUUCACUACAUCGCGGGCGUGUUUCACAAGUAGAAUAGAAGUAGAAAAAAAGAUGUAUUCAGACAAGAGCGAUAAUACAUUUGAAUUUCGUGA